Molecule: messenger RNA, 2586 nt
Organism: Marasmius oreades (fairy-ring Marasmius)
Lineage: Eukaryota; Fungi; Basidiomycota; Agaricomycetes; Agaricales; Marasmiaceae
Exons: 11
Coding region: 29-2404 (791 amino acids)
Biological process (GO): proteolysis
Molecular function (GO): metalloendopeptidase activity
Source: RefSeq, a predicted model, not a curated record
UCCUGACCUGUUCCUGACCUUCAUCUUCAUGUUUUUCCCUUUUUCUCUUUAUCUUCUUCUGCUGGUAUCGUUAGCGGCCCCUUCUGAAGCUUCGAGUACAGCUCCAAGGCCGCUUAAACGAUUAGCACAUCCAGUCACUCAUCAUGUCGACAUCUUUCCUCGAGUCUCCACUUCCAAUGACAAGCGCAAUUUAGACUCAGCAUCAACGCCACUACGCUACGACGAUUCCUUCAGGUUAAUAUUAUCUGCCUUUGACCAGACCUUCCACCUACAUUUAUCUCCCAACAACCAUCUCGUUCACCCCGCCGCACGCAUCACCUAUCAUCAUCGUGACCCUGCAACUGGAGAAACCACAACCAAUUCGGUACCUCUCUUGAGGGAGUCGGUCAAAGCAUACCAAGGAUAUGUCAUUCCUUCACAACAUACAGAAGGUCGGAGGCUCGAAGACAUGGCCGGAGUACGGGAGGGAUGGUCCUCCUAUCCCGAACUCGGCUGGGCGAGGAUCAUGGUUCACAAGCACGAUCCGAUUGUCUAUGAGGGCGCUUUCUCAGUCAACGGUGUCAUACACCAUGUUACGACAAAAGAGAACUAUUAUCGUGUCAAACGGCCUACAGAUCCAGAAGCUCAAAACUUGGAUGAUCUUCUGGUCAUUUGGCGUGACAGUGAUAUCAUGUCGGACGAAGAACACUACAACUUUACUGGACAACCUUUACGUUCUUCCAGUCCUCGUUCGUGCGGGCAUGAUAGGUUAGAUUACAAUGUCAACCCCAUGCUUAACGGUGCUCUUCGGCGACCUCACGAUCCUUCGCUAUGGCCCCACUUGUGGCCGAGGGACGACAUCGCUGGAAAUGGUGUGGGCACAAACUUCGUCGACCAAAUAGGACAGACCGCUGGUUGUCCCACUUCUCAGAGAAUCGUCUAUAUGGGAGUUGCAGCGGACUGUGCCUACGUUUCCAAGUACGGCACUGCUGAAAGUGCAACAAGUACAAUAUUGAGCGACUGGAAUUCUGCUAGUUCGCUUUACAAAUCUACAUUCAACAUCUCACUGGGCAUAGUCGAGCUUUCGGUUCAACAGCCCACAUGCCCUUCCCAAGGCUCCUCUUCUACUCCGUGGAAUGUCAAUUGCGAUACAGACAUCGAGCAACGGUUGAGUUUGUUUUCGAGUUGGCGCGGCAGUAAAGGUGAUGACGGAAUCGGACUGUGGCAUCUUAUGAGCGGAUGCCCAACUGGACAGGAGGUAGGAAUUGCGUGGAUGGCAACUUUAUGCAAGCGGACUGCAUCCACAAGUAACGGACAGUCAGUUUCGGGAACUGGGGUAUCGACUAUCGGCUUGACGGAGUGGCAAGUCGUCGCUCACGAGAUCGGACAUAAUUUUGGAGCCAUUCACGAUUGUACAGACGGUUGUACGCAAGGUGCCAACAGUUGCUGUCCGCUCAGCAGAGAUUCUUGUGAUACUCAGUCGAAAUACGUCAUGAGUCCUGUUACUAGAGAAGGAGAGUUUACCUUCUCUCCAUGCAGUAUUGGGAAUAUCUGUUCGCUCAUGUCCGGUCAAACAGCAGGAGGAAAGACCGACAUUUCUUGUCUAGCAGAUGCGAACUCUCCACAGCGUCCGUUGAUUUCACUCAAGAUGUGCGGAAACGGUAUAGUCGAAGACGGUGAAGAUUGUGAUCCUGGAACUGGCAAGACCUCCCCGUGCUGUAACAGCUCGACUUGCAAGUUCAUCAACAACGCCAAAUGUGAUCCUCAGAGCAGUACUUGCUGUACGGAUCAGUGUGGAUUCGCGAGUAAGGAUACAGUCUGUCGGCCCAGCAAGGACAGUAAGUGUGAUGUGGAGGAGAAAUGCACGGGAACGAGCGGGACUUGUCCUUCGGAUGUCAUGAAGCCUAAUGGGGAGAGCUGUGGAGGUGACGGUCUGAAAUGUGCGAGUGGGAUAUGCACGAGUGUUGCGCUUCAAUGUCAGCAAGUGGGAGCAUCGCUCGGACUUCAACAAGCUUGUCCACAGUCCCAGAACUCGUGCGAACUUACAUGCCAGAACCCGAAUUCGUCAAACUCUUGUGUUCGACUGUCGUCGUUGAUGAUUGACGGGUCGCCUUGUGGUUUGGCGGGUACUUGCCAAAAUGGUCAAUGCAAAAGUGGUAAUUGGCUUGAUGCCGCAAAGCAAUGGUACAGGGAGAACUUGCAAAUCUCGAUUCCUGUUACAAUUGCUGUUGCCUUGCUCAUUUUGGCACUCUUUUACUACUGUUUCAAUGCGUUUUCCCGACGCAGGCGCGCCCAAAAGUCACUUCGGACGGUUGUGAUACCUCCUCCUCAAAUGUCACCAGUGUACCAUCACAGACUGAGCAGUAGGGCGAGUCAACUUCAAGAUGGUAUGAGGCCGCCUGGAAGGCUGUCACGACGGAUGUAGCGAGUUAUGUAUCAGCCCCGAAAUUUAAGAGAUGAAGGGAAGGACAUUAAGCAUUAUCGACAAACUAUAGCAAAUCUGUACAGUAACUUUACACAUACUACUAGACUGGGACAGCGUUCUCGAGUAUUUUAUUUUUAUCGUUUACGUACUAUAAUAACGCGAUUUAGAUUAUUACCCUGCCA